Messenger RNA from Glycine soja, 1380 nucleotides. RefSeq names its product UPF0481 protein At3g47200-like. The transcript has a single exon. Bases 1 to 1380 code for a protein of 459 amino acids. The record is from RefSeq and is a predicted model, not a curated record. Lineage: Eukaryota; Viridiplantae; Streptophyta; Magnoliopsida; Fabales; Fabaceae.
AUGACUCAACAACCAGACUUUAGUUGGAUGGUUCCCAUUGAAGUGAUGCUGGGCUCACUCUACCACGGACAAGUCCAAGCCUGCAGCAUCUCAAGCGUCACAGACGAGCUUCGAGGCCCAAACAAAGCAGCUUUCAAGCCAAAGGAAGUCUCCAUAGGACCCUUACACAGAGCAACCACGAGGCACGUGCAACUAAUGGAAGAGACCAAAUGGCGUUACAUGCGUGAGUUUCUCGACAGAAAAGGCACGCAGGAGCAGAACAGAAGAUCGGAGCAGAGGCUCAGAGAGUGCGGCACUGAUAUCCUCAAGCUGGAUAAGAUAAUCAUGGCAAGCUAUGGAGGUAACAUCGAAUCGGAACCGCGAGAGUUGGCUAAAAUAAUGAUUGUAGAUGGUUGUUUUCUGUUGGAGCUUCUUAUUAGGCUUGGUGAUUUUAUAUGUAACAGUAGCAAUAGUACUAAUAGUUAUGCAAACGACCCUAUACUAAAAAAUAAAGAGAAGGUGGUGUCUGUUCUGAAUGAUAUCACAAUGCUUGAGAACCAAAUUCCAUUCAUUGUUCUCAAGAAGUUGUAUAGGAAGGUCUUUCCCGAUUCCAGUGACAUCAACAACGACCACCGGGCUGCUGAUAUCGUUCGCAAGGCCUUCGGUUACGACGAGGUGAAAAACCCUGUCCACAUACUUCACUUGAUGCACUUGUCCACGGUGCAACAGAGCCAGCAAGAGGGUAAACGCGUGAAGCAAGAGCUAUUGCGCUGUGCCAAGAGGCUUCAAGCUGCAGGAGUAACAAUUGAAGCUGUAAACACCACUUCUGGUCAUGAGUUGGUGGAUUGGUUCAACUUUGAGUUAAAUUUCAGUGACAGUGUGCUGCGGAUCCCACGGCUGUAUGUUAAGGACACUACAGAAGUGAGGUGGAGGAAUUUGAUCGCGUGGGAGCAGAGCAGAAUUUGGAUAACAUGUAAAUACACUUCGUAUGCUCUUUUCUUCCAAGGUUUGGUUUGUUGUAAGCAUGACAUUGAGCUGCUUGAGAAGAAUGGGGUUAUAGUGAACAAGGCCGGGAAGAGCAAGGAUGAACUUCUGAAUUUGUUUCACACGAUUACGAAGGGAGCAGAACACAUGGAUUCGAGCUAUAGCGAAAUUUGUGAAAGGUUGAAUGGGUACAAAGGGGGAAAAGUCACAACUGCAUUUCAAGGAUUGCCUGUGGUCACUUGGCACAAGUGCAGGCAUGUUUUUCAGAUCAUUGCAUACUAUUGGGGAAACUGGUACAAAAUUUUGAAACGCGAUCAUUUCCCCACGGUGUGGAAAUCCAUAGGAGUGUUAGCGGCUGCUGCACUUCUUGUUCUCACUAUUAUGCAGACCUAUUACUCAUCCCGCAACAAUGACUGA